GCAUUUUAGUUUGCUAUAAUAAAAUCAAAUGCAAAGUAGAUUGGACUCUCCUUACGUUAUGUAAAUAUUUGAGUUUGAAAAUAUGAUUAAACAACUAAUAUUUUUUUCAUAUUUUGUGAUAUUGUUAAAUUGUUUUUAUUUUAUUAAAACAGAAGAAUGUGAAAUAAAGGAUGAAGAUGGUAAACCCAUUCCAUGGGGUUCUUAUAAAUUAAAAGCAAUAAAUGACACUGAUUAUGGCGUAGUAGCUACGUUUGAUACUACAAAUAUAGACCGUAUAGAUCAAAUAAAUAGUGAUUACUUAGAUGCAACUUUUGAUAAGGCACAACAGAUGCUCAGCAUAAAAACAACAGAUGCGUAUAAAAAUUAUGAAGAGACUAACAUUUACGAUACAAUUACUAUUAGCAUAAAUUUCUUAUGCACUGGUUCCAUUGAAAAGAAAAACAUUCGUUUUAUGCAAACACUUAUAGAUGUAAAUACACAUUCCCCAAAAUUUCCAAAAGAGAUAUAUGAAUAUAAACUACCAAUGCCAUGGCCAAAAUCAUUAGACAUCACCCUAUUAGAACAAAUAGUUGUGAAAGACAUCGAUUUUAGCAAUCGUAAUAUUAAAUUUGAGAUUGAUGAAAAUGAAUACGUGGAAAUAGUAGAAAAUCCAUCUAUUGACAACGCAUAUAAACAAUAUCCAGCAACAUUACGACCAAAACGAUCUUUGAAUUUAGUAGAUGACUUAACUUUGAAAAUUUAUGCGACGGAUAAUAAAGAUAUAUAUGGUCAACAACAUCAUGAAGAAGCCACAGUUAAAAUUUUAAUUGAUGAAGAAGGAAGCGUACCAUCAGCUCCAAGAUUUGAAAAACUUUUAUAUGAAGGAAAAUACCAUAAGACCGAUACCAUAGAAUUGGAAGAAAUAAGUAUUGAAAAAGAAACGUACACGGAAUCCAUUCAAAUUGAUAUUAUUGGAAAAUACAGCGAAAAUUUUAAAAUCAAACACGUCAAAGAUAAUUUUUAUGAACUGGAGGUCAAAGACAACCUUCCAUCUAUCGUAUGGGAAACAGAAACAUAUAUUUCACUAGAACUUCAAAUAAAAAACGAGCUCACAGGGUCCUCGGUGAUUUUAACAUUGGAUGCUGAAAAAUCACUGGUUCCAAUCUUUGAAAAGCGUUUAUAUGAAGGAAUAUACCUAGAUACAGAUCAGAUUGACAUGGAAAAUAUAGUUAUUGUUAAAGACACGUACGUGGAAUCUGUGGAUAUUGAAAUAAAUGGCAAAUACAGUGAGAAUUUUAAUGUAAUGCACAUUAAAGACAAUACUUAUCAAUUAGAGGUGAUAAAACCGCUUCCAUCUACCAUAUGGGAACUAGAAAAAUAUGUUUCUCUUGCAUUGGAAAUUAAAGGAGAAGAUACAGGAACCGCAAUAGUUUUAACAUCAGAUGUUGAAAAUUCACCAAAACCGAGAUUUGAAAAACAUACAUAUGAAGGAAAAUAUCUUGAUAAUGAUCAAAUCGAUUUGGAAGAUUUAGUUAUUGUUGAAGAAACAUACGUGGAAUCUAUAAAUAUUGAAGUCAAUGGCAAGUAUAGCAAAAAUUUUCGAGUUACGCACGUCAAAGACAACAAAUUUCAAUUAGAAGUCGAAGAACCACUUCCAUCUGCCGUUCUGGAAUCAGAAACGUAUGUGUCAUUGAUAUUAGAAAUUCAAGGUGGACUUACAGCAACCACUGUAGUUUUAGAAAUAGAAAACAAAGAAAUGCAACCUAUUCCAAGAUUUGAAAAGCUUGUUUACGAAGGAAAAUAUAAUGAUGAUGACAAAAUCGAUUUGGAAGAUUUGAUUAUUGUUAAAGAAACAUAUGCGGAAUCCAUAGACAUCGGUAUCAGUGGCAAAUACAGUGAGAAUUUUAAUGUAAUGCAAAUUAAAGACAAUACUUAUCAAUUAGAGGUGAUAAAACCGCUUCCAUCUACCAUAUGGGAACUAGAAAAAUAUGUUUCCCUUGCAUUGGAAAUUAAAGGAGAAGAUACAGGAACCGCAAUAGUUUUAACAUCAGAUGUUGAAAAUUCACCAAAACCGAGAUUUGAAAAACAUACAUAUGAAGGAAAAUAUCUUGAUAAUGAUCAAAUCGAUUUGGAAGAUUUAGUUAUUGUUGAAGAAACAUACGUGGAAUCUAUAAAUAUUGAAGUCAAUGGCAAGUAUAGCAAAAAUUUUCGAGUUACGCACGUCAAAGACAACAAAUUUCAAUUAAAAGUCGAAGAACCACUUCCAUCUGCCGUUCUGGAAUCAGAAACGUAUGUGUCAUUGAUAUUAGAAAUUCAAGGUGGACUUACAGCAACCACUGUAGUUUUAGAAAUAGAAAACAAAGAAAUGCAACCUAUUCCAAGAUUCGAAAAGCUUGUUUACGAAGGAAAAUAUGAUGAUGAUGACAAACUCGAUUUGGAAGAUUUGAUUAUUGUUAAAGAAACAUAUGCGGAAUCCAUAGACAUCGGUAUCAGUGGCAAGUACAGUGAAAAUUUUCGAGUUAUGCACGUCAAAGACAACAAAUAUCAAUUAGAAGUCGAAAAACCACUUUCAUCUGCCGUUUUGGAAUCAGAAAAUUAUGUGUCACUAAUAUUAGAAAUUGAAGGAGAAUUUACAGGAACCGCUGUAGUUUUAACAAUAGAAAGCAGUAAGGCCGAUACACCAAUCCCAAGAUUUGAAAAACUUGUUUACGAAGGAAAAUAUUAUGAUGAUGAAAAACUCGAUUUGGAAGACUUGGUUAUUGUAAAAGAAACAUACGUGGAAUCCAUAGACAUCGGUAUCAGUGGCAAGUAUAGUGAAAAUUUUCGAGUUCAACAUGUCACAGACAACCAAUAUCGAUUAGAGAUAACGAAACCUCUCCAAUCUACUGUAUGGGAAUUAGAAAAAUAUGUAUCACUGACUUUGGAAAUUAAAGAAAAAAACACAGGAACUACAAUAGUUUUAACUUCAGGAGUAAAGAAAUUUGAAAAACUUGUUUACCAAGGAAAAUACUAUGAUAAUGACAAAAUGGAUUUGGAAGAUUUAAUUCUUGACGAAGAAACAUUAACAGAACCGAUGGAUAUUGAUCUAACUGGCAAGUACAGUGAAAAUUUUAUUGUAAAACAACUUGAAAAUAAUAAAUAUCAGUUAAAGAUAGAGAAACCACUUCCGACUUCAGUAUGGGAUUCGGAAGAAUACAUUUCAUUGAAAUUGAAUAUAAAAGAGGUCUACACAGGAACCACAGUAGCUCUUACAUUAGAAAAGAUCAAUAUUUCUGAAGAUUGUAAAUUACCAUUAUCAUUCUUGGAACCUCUAGAAAUAUUUGUAAUAAUUUCAACUAAUUUCUAUGGUGAAAUAUCAAGUAAAAGAGCAGUUGAUUUUCCAAAAUCCAAAAUUGAAUAUUCCGCGGAGAAUAAACCAGAGUUUGUAGAGAUUGAUAAAGCUACUGGAGAUGUUACAAUUAAAAAAGAUGUGGAUAUUCAACAAGGUACCUACGAAUUUAAGAUAAUUGCUGAAAAUAUACUCAAAGAGAAAGAUACUUACAAGAUAACACUUUGGGUGCGUCACGAAUCGAUUACAUCUAAAAAUGCAUUGUCUGUUAAAACAAUUCCAGAAAACGAACAGAAAAAAGAUUUCAUUGAACUAGAUACUAUUGAUAAAAAACAAAACUGCAAAUUCGAAAUAAAAAAUACCGAGCCAAAAGGAGAUUGGUUUGUAGUUAAUGAAAAAUCAGGCAACAUUGACGUAAAAGCUAUUAAUCGUACCGAUAAAUUAUUUGUUGACAUGUAUUUAAAAGAGGUACAAGUUCAUUUGACGCUAAAUGUAGACUGUCGUAACGAAGACGCUGAAAUCAAAUUUAUAGAAUUAUUUAAUAGCUCGGUGUACGGUAAAAGUGUUAAUGCACAAAUUUUUAUAUUAAAUAAUGAGUUGAAAAAUCAACAAAAUAUAUUGAGUUUUAAUUAUUCAAAACGAGAAGAUAAAGAGGAUCCUAAAUAUCAGUGGAUCUAUACAAAUGAAAUAUCACAUGAAACUGAGCAAAUGAUUGUGAACGUUCGUGUCGAUAAUACAGAAAAUCAUCCACCAUCAUUUGUUGAUGUUUCACCAUUACAUAUUGGAUAUCCGAGUAUGGAAUUAAUAGAAGUUAUUCAUCCUCAAUUUGUUUAUCAAGUUCAUGCAAUCGAUGAAGAUAUUGGAUUGAAUGGCACAAUUAGUUAUAAAUUUGAAUCGAAAUCCGAAAGUUCAUAUUUUAUUAUUCAUAAAAAUACAGGAGUCAUUUAUCCUAGUAAAAAAUUAUCAACUUCGAUAGAUUCGACAAAAAUCGAUUUAGAAGUUUUUGCCGAGGAUCGAGACGGCGACGGACUAUCUUCUAAAUCACUGUCAAUCACGGUUCAUAUAUUAGAUAUGAAGCAAAUAUCAGUUAUGAAAAUAGAAAAAGGACUUAUUGAAAAUUUAUCCGAUAUAUUGGAGAAAAUAAGUGAAAAAACCGAAUGGUCAGUUCAACAACUAACUUCAGCCGUUAUACCAGAGGCAACGGAACACGAUGUAUCACGUUUUUUUGCGAAAUUAGCACAUAGGGUUACUAGAUUUUUAGCUGAUGAUAAUCUCGACACAUUAUUAACAGUUUAUACGUAUGCUUUUGAUAACGAUUAUAAUAUAAUAAGUGCAGACGAUUUCGUUGAAAAAUUAAAAAAUAUUGAUUUUGAAGGUGUUGAUUGGACUGUAGAUAGUGUAGAACCACAUUCAAAUAAUAUUACUUCUGUUAUUAUUAAAGAGGAACAAUCAAAAGGUCUUUUAGUUGCAGUAAUUAUUGUGUCCAUUGCAUUCGUAUGCUAUGUAGUUGGAUCAAUAUUUUAUUUCACAAGUCGUAACAGAAAAAAUCACAAUCCAGUCUACACAACUAAACCCUCGGAUCAAGUGGAACAUGAUUCAAGUAAUGUAAUUCCUCGUUUAUCAAUGAUUAUUAACGACAAUUUGAUUGGAUCAUCCAAUUCCGAUGGCGAUGAAUCAACACGCAAUACAUUACGAGUGAUUAAUACUUUACGAGAACGUAAAAAAUCAAAUGUUACAUUCAAUGAUGAAGUUGAACAAAUUGAGAUAAAAGAUCCCGAAACGCACCAGUCAAAUUCAUUGCAUUGAAAUCUAUCUGUAGUUAUGUGAACAGCCUGUAUAAAUAAUGACAAUUUAAUAAUUUGUAACGAUAUUAU
This is a messenger RNA of Chrysoperla carnea, 5181 nucleotides long. RefSeq lists its product as uncharacterized. Gene Ontology annotation, biological process: homophilic cell-cell adhesion. The record is from RefSeq and is a predicted model, not a curated record. Gene Ontology annotation, cellular component: cell-cell junction; membrane. Gene Ontology annotation, molecular function: calcium ion binding. The coding region runs from base 83 to 5113 and encodes 1676 amino acids. Lineage: Eukaryota; Metazoa; Arthropoda; Insecta; Neuroptera; Chrysopidae. The transcript has 19 exons.